AUGCUCUUCGGCUUAAACAUUGCUCCAUUCAUUUUCCAAACAUGGCUUGACUCCUACCUCACUUACUUCAAAAAGAACACACCAGAAUGCAACAUGUUAAAGCAUUACCUUGACGAUGUCCUUUGCAAUAGUCCUUCCCAUCACACAAGCUUUUUCUUCAAAAAAACAAAACUUCUUAAACUAUACUCUGAUCACAAAAGUAACUUUAGUCCUACCAAAACAACCGAUCCUUUGAGUAUGUCUAUGUUGCGUUCCACUGUUCUCGCAAAACUAAUUUUGAAGCGGUUGUCUAGAUUGGUCACAUUCUACAUCUUGUUGCACUCACAGCUACAGAUAUUGGUAUUUGUCAAAGCGUAA
This is a messenger RNA of Lobosporangium transversale, 357 nucleotides long. RefSeq lists its product as hypothetical. NCBI's taxonomy places the organism in Eukaryota, Fungi, Mortierellomycota, Mortierellomycetes, Mortierellales, Mortierellaceae. The coding region runs from base 1 to 357 and encodes 118 amino acids. The record is from RefSeq and is a predicted model, not a curated record. The transcript has a single exon.